GUUGCUGGCAGAUACCUCUGUAAGCAACCAAGAGUUGGCGAGUGUGACGGUACGGCAGUCUCCGGUGGUCAUCAUCAGAGCAAGUUACCAUUCCGCUGUAUCCCAUACACUACAAGAGAUGACAUGCAACCUUACUGUCAAAAAUGAGGUUGAGUCGCAACUUGUGGAUGCCAUAUCGACCCUGGCACAAGUAAUUCACCAGGUCGUCACGGUCCACAAUAUUUCAAGACAUUCCCAGAGGCCGUCUUGCAGGACGGGCAGAUGGCCUGGUGUUGAUUUAUUCGAGGAAGCCAUCAAGAGGGUCAAAGUCGAGGGCAUAACGGGAAAUAUCUCCUUUGAUAACUCCACGAACCGACGAUGGGGCCACGGCCAAGAAAUGUUCGACCUAGAGAGUUCCAUAACAGAUGGCGCGAACAAGACAGUUUAUGAACGAGUAGGAACAUGGAGCAAGGAGAAGGGUAUCAAUGUCAAUGAUACCUUGUUCCUCAACGAGUUUAAACAUUUCAAGAAUAGGACACUAAUAGUUGCGACACUGCCGGAUCCACCCUUCAUGAUCAUGAACGCAUCUACAGCGAAGGACGAUCUAGUUUUUACUGGUUUCUUAGCAGACAUUCUUCACGAACUCUCAAAGCGGUUAAACUUCAGUGUUAGAUAUGUGUUGCCCGCAGACAAACAAUAUGGGUCACUGAAUUCGGAUGGAUCGUGGACUGGAAUGGUCGGAAUGGUCGUCCGAGGGGAAGCGGAUAUAGCUGUGUCGCCUCUCACCGCGACGGCAGUUCGAGCAACAGCUAUCGACUUCACCAUCCCCUUCAUGCAAGACGGCCUCGGCAUCAUGACCAAGAAAAAAAACACUCAGGACAAAAUGUUCCGGCUUUUCAAACCGUUCUCGCCGACUGUUUGGAUACUCAUUGCAGUAUCUAUUGUUGUUGUUGGUGUUUUCCAAUGGUUAGUGAACCGGUCAACCCCCGAGGGUGCACAGAGAAGACAUGAAGCCGUCCAAGGAGAUGAGUUAAGCCUCACUGAGAACACAUGGAUGAUUUUUGGUAACUUCUUGGGCCAAGCGUCUGUUACCUGGUACCCAGUAUCAAGUUCGGGGAGAACCCUCUUCAACCUCGCCUCCUUCUUCAGUAUCAUGGUGAUGUCCUUCUACACGUCAGAUCUCAUCGCCUACCUCGCCGUACCCUCGAAACCGGACUAUAUCAGAAAUUUACGCGACCUCACAUCCCAGACAGAAAUUCGUCCGUUUGUUACCUAUGGAACCAGUACUUAUGAUCUAUUCAAGGAAUCGGAUCCAAAGUCUACUUACGGUAAAGUCUACUCGAUGAUGGAGGGGAUGCCACGAAGACCUAUGGCCUGGGGAGAACGGUUAAAGCUAAUGAACGAAGGGAAAUGGGCGUGGAUUGGUGACAAGGCUUUCUUCGAAUACCUCGCCAAUACAAAUUGUGACAAGUUUACUGUUGGGGAUCAGCAAUUCUUCACGGCGGGAUAUGGAUUUGCUCUUCCGAAGAAUUCGCUAUUCGGCGAGGCGAUUAACAAAAUCAUAAGCCAAAUUCAACAGGCAGGCUUCAUAGUCAACUGGAAGAAGAAAUGGUGGGAGGGAGGAAGAUGCGCAGCAGGUAAAGACGGAAGGACUAUCAAGCCGUUGGAUCUAGCAUCCGUAUCUGGGGCCUUUAUUGUUGUUGCCUGUGCGAUUGCUGUCGGGGCUUUGGUCCUCGUUGGUGAAUUAUUGUACAAUCGCUUUAACAGGAAUAAGUCAGAGAGCUACGAAUUUCGUGAAAGGGGGACGAACGCGGAAACAACUGGCAGUGUCGAGGAGAGGCCUCAGCAAUCGAAUGCUGCCCGAAGUUAAAGAGACGGCGCUGGAUUCACCGCGUGACUGUCAUUGGAGAUGCGAUUACAAGAAAAGAAGUAAAGUAGGGCAUGGAAGGAAAAUAAUUCGCUCUCUCGAGAGUUGGCAGGGAGCGACCAAUCUUGUCCACAAUUAACACUAUGAUGUGUCGAGUUUUAAAUAACACGACACCCCACUCAGCCGUUAGAUUUUAAACAGUCCCGCAGUCAAAAUUGGCCGUCUUGCUGGUCACAUUGGUAGAAGCAAGUUCACCGUGAGAACCGGUUCCGUGGCUGAGCUACAGCGGCACCCAUCUGUUGGAUGAUUUUUUGUCGGAACAACUUCAAUACAGCGAACAUUUGGCCAGAACAUCACUGGAAAUAGAACGAACUGCUGACGCAGCCAGUGUUU
Messenger RNA from Lineus longissimus, 2239 nucleotides. RefSeq names its product glutamate receptor ionotropic, kainate 1-like. Gene Ontology annotation, molecular function: glutamate receptor activity; transmitter-gated monoatomic ion channel activity involved in regulation of postsynaptic membrane potential. Gene Ontology annotation, biological process: synaptic transmission, glutamatergic; modulation of chemical synaptic transmission; monoatomic ion transport. Gene Ontology annotation, cellular component: plasma membrane; postsynaptic density membrane. Lineage: Eukaryota; Metazoa; Nemertea; Pilidiophora; Heteronemertea; Lineidae. Bases 119 to 1849 code for a protein of 576 amino acids. The transcript has 9 exons. The record is from RefSeq and is a predicted model, not a curated record.